Messenger RNA from Paramisgurnus dabryanus, 9759 nucleotides. RefSeq names its product calmodulin binding transcription activator 1a (gene camta1a). NCBI's taxonomy places the organism in Eukaryota, Metazoa, Chordata, Actinopteri, Cypriniformes, Cobitidae. Gene Ontology annotation, molecular function: transcription coregulator activity; double-stranded DNA binding; protein binding. Gene Ontology annotation, cellular component: nucleus. The record is from RefSeq and is a predicted model, not a curated record. Gene Ontology annotation, biological process: regulation of transcription by RNA polymerase II.
CAGCCAAUGGUGAGUGCGCACUGGUUGGGCUCGCCUCUGCCUCGCCAGUCCCUUCUCGUGCUGCUGUCCUCGGCGUGAACGCGCGUGGUACCCAACGCUCGUGAAGAGGAGGAGGAGGAUGUGGCGCGCGGAGGGGAAAUGGCUGCCGAAAACAAGCCGGAAGGACUGAAGAAAAUCCGUAAUCCGGAUCGAAUGUACAGAUCAGCCGUGUGUUAUUCAGCCCAUGCUGCUCCUAAGAGUGUCAGUGAUGACACAGAGACGAACAAUGAACAUGGACAUUUGAAAAUAUACCUGCCUAAAAAGCUGCUUGAAUGUCUACCAAAAUGCUCCACGUUGCCAAAAGAGAGACACAGGUGGAACACCAAUGAGGAAAUCGCAGCAUACUUGAUAACAUUUGAAAAGCAUGAAGAAUGGUUGACGACAUCCCCUAAAACACGGCCACAGAAUGGGUCGAUGAUCCUAUACAACAGGAAGAAGGUGAAGUACAGAAAGGACGGCUACUGCUGGAAAAAACGGAAAGAUGGGAAGACAACACGAGAGGAUCACAUGAAGCUGAAAGUACAGGGAGUGGAGUGUCUGUAUGGCUGUUACGUCCACUCCUCCAUCAUCCCCACCUUCCACCGCAGGUGCUACUGGCUCUUACAGAAUCCAGACAUCGUGCUGGUCCACUACCUGAAUGUGCCGGCCAUUGAGGAUUGUGGGAAACCAUGUGGGCCCAUUCUGUGCUCCAUCAAUACGGACAAGAAAGAAUGGGCCAAAUGGACAAAGGAGGAGCUCAUCGGCCAGCUGAAGCCUAUGUUUCAUGGAAUCAAGUGGACUUGCAGCAAUGGGAACAGCAGCUCUGGCUUCUCUGUGGAGCAGCUGGUACAGCAGAUACUGGACAGCCACCAGACCAAGCCUCCUCCCCGGACUCACAACUGCCUCUGCACGGGCACGCUGGGCGCUGGGAGCAGCGUACAUCACAAAUGUAACAGCGCCAAACACCGCAUCAUCUCUCCCAAAGUGGACCCUCGUUCAGGCAGCUACAGCAGCACCCACUCCGAGCUCCAGAACAAUGACGUGUCGGAGGGUAAAACAGAGCACAGCCACAGCAGCAAGAACAGCGGGGGUACUGGCGGAGGAAGCGUGCGUGAGAAACGAAACGGCAAGGUCCACAAACCUGUCCUGCUGCACCAGAAUAGCACUGAGGUCUCCUCGACCAAUCAGGUGGAAGUGCCAGACACCACCCAGAAUUCCCCGGUGUCCAUCAGCAGUGGGCUGAACUCUGACCCUGACAUGGCUGACAGUCCAGCGGUCACAGGCAUGGGUCACGUUGCUUCCGUCAUGAGCAGCCUGUCCCAGAGUGUCUUUAUGUCUGAGGUAACUGGGGACCCUGUCUACAGCAUGUCCCCUACUGGAGGGCCCAACGCUCAUAUUAUGGGCCCUGAUGCCACCUCCCACGGCCUGGUCUUGGCAGUCACCUCUGACAGCCACAAGUUUAGCUUUCCUGGUAGUGGGAGCACAGAUGCAGGUGGUCCUGGAGCAGAUGGGCUGUCCAUGCUGUCUGCAUCAGGUGUCUCUGAGGAGCUUGUUCUCUCUAGUAGCCUAGACACAGGCGGCAUUAAAAUCCCAGAAACCACUAUGAACUUUGAUCCCGACUGCUUUCUGAAUAACCCAAAGCAGGGCCAGACAUAUGGGGGAAGCGGAUUAAAGCAGGAAAAUGGUUCGUCACACGCCUCAUGCUCCUCAACGGCUAACACUAACGGUUUGCAACGCUCUCCGUCUAUUUCCGAUACAAACUAUGGCUUCAAUUCUGUGCUGGUGAAGAACAUCAAGACUGAGGACACUUCUUUCGAACAACAACUGGCUAAAGAAGGGAACUACCAGGUGGGGGCAGUAGUGAGCUGUAGUGUGUCCAGUGGUUCUGGUGGCCAAAAUUCUCUUACCUUAACACCCGCUGCCUCUUUACUGCCCUCUGGAGGAGGCUUGAGCCCCAGCACCACCUUGGAGCAAAUGGAUUUCAGUGCCAUUGAUGCAAAGCAAGAUUACUCCUCCGGUGGCUCUGCGGUAGGUUACAGCCAGGCAAUGAAUAACUUAGCUCACCAGAACCGAUCUCCAAGCUUUUUCCUGCAAGAAGCUCCACAGCAAGCCCAGAGCCAGCAGGGUAGGCAGAACUCUGCCCAAAAGGGCCACAUGCUGGAUCAUAACUCACCUGAUGGGGCAUACAUGGGUCUGCAGGUUGUGAAAACAGAAUCGCCUGGCAGCAACGGCCACCACCACCACCACCAUCACACCCACCAGGCCCAGCACAGAUCCAACUGCAAUGGGGGUUCACCCACCGAAGGACAGGGACACGCCGGCUCCCUACAGCUCCUGCAGUAUCAGGGAGGUUUUCCAGGUCUUGGUCCAGAGCAUGAGGAGGUGGUCGGGAUGGAUCAGAGCCGCGGCGUGGGAUCCGGUCAGGUCGGGGCUACGGAAAACGGGACUGAUAGAUCUGGGGAUCACCUACAGGCCUGCGGAGGCGGAGAAGGUGGAGCAGCUGAGCACUUCCUCCAGCAAAGCUCUGAAAAUGGAGCAGGGAAUGAGGCGAUGGCUUUGAGGAAUGGAAAUUCUACCAAUGGGCCCAAUAGCUCACAACAGCAACUCCUGCAGGGAGCAAACUUGGUUCAGGGGCUCUACAACACUGUGGCGGCCCACCAUGGGCUUAGCGGAGCUGGAGCCAACGGUGGAGGGGGCACAGGGAUGGAAAUCAGCCUGGACCAUUUUGACAUCUCGUUCGGUAACCAAUUUUCUGACCUAAUCAAUGACUUCAUCUCGGUGGAUAGUGGAGCUACAGCCGUGGGAGCUGCAGGAACAUUAUACACCCAUCAGUUGGUGGCCCCACCUGGGUCAGAUGGAACGGCCACUUCCGGUGGAAACCAACAGCAAGGUCAAGAAGAUUCAACCAACAGGUCAGCAGGUUACAGCCCUGCAGAGCUCUGCCUGCAGUCCUGCUGUAGCCCUCAGUCUUUGGGUGGAGGUGCUGGUGGAGGGUCAGGAGAGACCGGCUCACUGGCCUACAUGCAUGUGGCUGAAGUAGUGUCAGCAGCGGUGGCCCAGGGCACUCUGGGAAUGUUGCAGGCCACUGGAAGACUGUUCAUCGUCACUGACUAUUCUCCAGAGUGGUCCUACCCAGAGGGUGGGGUUAAGGUGUUAAUCACUGGGCCAUGGCAGGAAGACAGCAGUAGCUACACCUGUCUGUUUGAUCAGAUCUCCGUCCCAGCAUCCCUUAUCCAGCCAGGAGUGUUACGUUGCUACUGUCCUGCUCAUGACACAGGCCUGGUGACUCUACAGGUGGCUGUCAGUAAUCAGAUCAUCUCCAACUCUGUUGUGUUUGAAUAUAAAGCACGGGCUCUGCCCUCCCUGCCUUCAUCACAGCAUGACUGGCUGUCACUUGACGAUAACCAGUUCAGAAUGUCCAUCCUGGAGCGUCUGGAGCAGAUGGAGCGCAGGAUGGCUGAGAUGGGCGGUCAGCAACAGCAGGGCAGCGGAGGAACACCAGGAGGUGGAGGAGGAGGUGGAAAUGGAGGCUCUAAUAACCAGUCUCAGGUAUUCUUAAAUCAGGCGGGGAGCUCCUUUGAGAGUCGUGUGGUAGUUGUUUGUGAGAAGAUGAUGAACCGGGCCUGCUGGGCCAAAUCCAAACAUCUAAUUCACUCCAAGACCUUUAGGGGCAUGACCUUGCUGCACCUUGCUGCAGGCCAGGGCUAUGCAACCCUCAUCCAGACUCUCAUUAAAUGGCGCACUAAACAUGCAGACAGCAUUGAUCUGGAGCUAGAGGUGGACCCUCUCAAUGUGGAUCAUUUCUCUUGUACUCCGCUGAUGUGGGCAUGUGCUUUGGGUCACCUAGAGGCAGCAGUGGUCUUGUAUAAGUGGGACCGGAGAGCACUGGCCAUCCCAGAUUCCCUGGGUCGCCUGCCCCUGUCUAUCGCCCGCUCCCGCGGCCACACCAAGCUGGCCGAAUGUCUGGAGCAGCUCCAGAGAGAGGAGCAGCAGCAGACCCCGUCCUCCCUGCACCCCACCUCCAGCAUGUCUUUCUCUCCAAACCCUGACAUCCCCACCUCCAACAGCUGGAUGGUCAGCUGGGAUAGCGACAGUAUGGUGGCACCCAGUGGGCAAAACUCUGGUACAGCAAACACCACCACGACCGCCUGCACCAACCAGAACCCUGAUUUGAGACGGCCAAGAUCAGAGCCCUCCAGCUACUACAGCAACGAGUGUCAGCGAGAUCUUCCGCUCGCCAAAAAACACAAGCCCAACCCCGAGCUCGUGCAACCACAGCUGGAUAAACCAUCAGUUCCUUUAAAUGUGGAUCAGCAGACACAUAAACUGUCCAACAGCCCUAAGACACUUCCCUCCAGCCCCGACAAAAACCCCUCUGAGGAGAGUUUGGGGGCACAAACUAAGCUAGGCCCUUUUCGUGGAGGACACAAGUGGGGCACUAGAGAGGCGGUCAGGAAGGGUGGUAGCAGCAUUGGAAAAGAGAAGCUGGCCAAUCGGCUGCGACAGCGUGGAGAGCCCCUCAGCAUGCUGGGAAUGGUACACACGGAGAUGCUGUCCUACCAGGAGGAUCAGGAAAAUCAGGACUGUCUCUCACACAUGGAAGACCUUCAGGCAAACAUGAUGAGCUUGGCAGAGCACAUCAUCGAGGCCACUCCAGAGUGUAUCAAACGGGAGCAUUUCCCAGCGGUGAAGUCCGUUCCUCUGGACAACACUGGGCUCACCAACACCAUGAGCUGGCUGGCCAGUUAUCUGGGGGACGUGGAGCACCUGCCCAGCAUCAUCCACCUGAGUCCCAUAUACAACGAACCCCUGACCCCAUCCUCCAACACUAGUCUGAGCCCGGGUAACUCACCCAUGAACGAGGGUCCGUUUGAGAAGCCCACGUUGCCUGCUCCAGCCGAGUGGAGUGAGUUUCUCCGAGCUUCCAACAGUAAAGUGGAGCGAGAGUUGGCCCAGCUAACCCUGUCCGACCCAGAGCAGAGGGAACUCUACGAGGCCGCACGGCUGGUGCAGACCGCUUUCCGCAAGUACAAGGGACGCCCACUGCGAGAGCAACAGGAAGUUGCCACCGCUGUCAUUCAGCGCUGUUACAGGAAGUACAAGCAGCUAACAUGGAUAGCCUUGAAGUAUGCACUUUAUAAAAAGAUGACGCAGGCCGCCAUCCUUAUCCAGAGUAAGUUUCGCAGCUACCAUGAGCAGAAGAAGUUCCAGCAGAGCCGAAGGGCGGCCGUGCUGAUCCAGCAAUGCUACCGCAGCUACAAAGAGUUCGGCAGGCUGCGGCCUCGACGCCGAACUGCCACCAGCGCGCUGGUCCAGCACAAACUCAGAAGCAGUUUGCUCAGUAAGAGGCAAGAUCAGGCCGCCCGCAAGAUCAUGAGGUUUCUCAGACGUUGCCGUCACAGCCCCUUGAUGGACCAUAGACUAUUCAAGCGGAGCGAGAGAGUUGAGAAAGGCCAAGGAACAUGAGAGCGUCCAGAAGAGCCCCCUCCCAAUGUGACAUUACUCUCCAGACUCUUCUGUUCAUCUUUUCGGUUUCAACCAGAGACGUUUUACAAGUGGAAAAAAAUAACAGCAAGAACACUGAAACUCUUACCGCUACUGUAUGACUGAUACUACUGCUACUAAACUACCACCUUUAUUUCAUAUCUCUUUAUUCCUUCAAUGUUUCUUUUAUGAAGGAGGAGCCAACAGCUGUGGAUCAGACAAACUUUAAAUGACGUUUUUAGGAGGAAUAACAUUCGCUUCUUGGCAUUUUUUGCACUUUUCAAUGGAUCUCAUUGUCAUUUUUGAGGAUUGCUUCGUUUGAAGGAUAAACAGAAUGGAUGAAGUUUUGCUCUUCAGUGGCUCACGAAGGAAAGGCAGAGGAAGAUGAGGACAAAAUAUGGAGUCGACACAAAAACAUGGCCGGGCCUGUUCAAAGUGUGUUUCAAAGACGAAAUGUCAUGUUCAGUGGGUCAAAUUGUUACCAAAAACAAUGAAUAGUUUAUGAAUUAGUUUUUCUACGUUCUUCAAUCCUCAUUCAUUAAUGUUCCUAAUAGUCACCCAUCUUCUUACUACAAGAGAAGUGGGCAGCUGAUGAAUGUAGGAGUCAAAUAAGCAAACCCCGGUGAUGCGUCCAAUGCUGAUUUGAUUUCAGUCGAGAAGUAUACAAAUGAAAUCAAUAACUGUUUUUAAAUUGAUGAUGUUUGCCAAAACUAAGCCCAAUGAAAUCACAUAGCGAUGGAUCUCUCGCUCCAGGCAGAUCUUAUGUAUGUUUGAAACAAGGCAAGAAAGAUUUUUUUAAACUCUGUGAAUGUACUGGAGACACCCAAUGCCACAAGAUUUAGUUUUCCCUUCCCCGUAAGGCUUCAUCUUCUUCUUAAGGUCAUUAGUUUUUAGCAAAAGUUACAAACAUUGCCUUGAUAUAUUUAACAUACUUCGAGGGGUCUCCACACCUGAGGGUUAGACAGAUCCAUAUUUUUGACAAUUGAGCGGUUUCAUGUAUAUAACGAGGAUUGCUGGUACGCGGAGUAAAACAUUUAUCGAAGCAGGAAUGUAUUUUAGAAAUAUAUUAUUUUACUCAUUGAAAGGGAUCAAAACAGAUUAGCAUCAAAAAUCUGAAUAUUUGUAUAGUUUUGUUCGAAUGCCUAAGAAGUAUGGUUGUAUCGUUUGUACAUAAUGUAAAUACCUGGGAUAAAGUCAAGCUACUGUAUGUGCAUGACAAAAACGAUCAAAGAUACAAAAAAAGAUGAUCAAAAGCAUUAGUGGCUAUGCUCUGUAAAACUAUUUCACUAUAAGAGUAUUUUAUUUUACUUUGAAUGUUCUUGAGAAGAACAUUUUGCUAAAGCAUGACUUUCCUGCAAUUAUGAAAAAUAUUGUAUUUAUGAGGUACUGUAGGAGAAAUGGCAAAAUGAUCAUUAGACAAAAAAUGGUUAUGUUUACAUCUAUUCGUUUGUUUGUUUUUUGGGGCUACCAAGAAUCUUUUUGCCAACGGUGCCAAGUAAUGUGAAUGCUACCGCUUAACAAAGGUUCAUUAUUGCUGAACAGAUAAUCAUAGUAAAAUGUGAUCAAUUCACUUCUCAAAUUCAUGCACAGGUCUCACAUGAUGGUGCAAUUCAAAAUGCAUUUUAUCACAUAUCCCAUUAGGUUGUAUUUAUACUGUAUAUUUUAUUGUUAUGUGUUUUAUGGCCCAAACAUGUUAAAGGGGACAUAUCAUGAAAAUCUGACUUUUUUUUGUUUAAGUGCUAUAAUUGGGUCCCCAGUUUCUCUAUCAAUCUAGAAAAUGAUGUAAACAUUGAAAUUUGGCUCCCCCUGUGAUGUCACAAGGGGAUAAUACCACCCCUUAAUCUGCACUAUCCAACCACAGCACUGCCAUUAAGUGCAUAGAUCAGCUCAUUUGCAUUUUAAAGGACACACAUAAACGGCACAUUUUUGCUCACACCUACAAAGUGGCAAUUUUAACAUGUUAUAAUAAAUUAACUAUAUGAUAUUUUCAGCUUAAACUUCACAUAUGUACUCUGGGGACACCUAAUAUUUAUUUUACAUCUUAAAAAAGUCUUGUGAAAUGUCCCCUUUUUAAAGCAACGCUGUAAAAUUUCUUUUAUUUAUGAUGGAUACUGGACCUUAUAGCAGCAUUAUGCACCUUUACUGUAAGUAUACUAUAUGAUUUCGAUCAAAUCUUCCGAGUUGACCGUAAUGACAGUUCAUCUCUCACACAGAAGCUGAAACAAUGCCAACAGUGUCAGUGACCUCUUUCAAACCAACACUGCUAUACCGAGCGAGUCUUUUGGUGCUAAAACGUUGAUGUCUAGGGACUGAUGGACCUCCAAAGAUGAGUAAACAUUGCAGUAAUGUUACUUAGAACAAAGUUAUCAAAUUCUUGUCAGAAAAUAAUCAAGAUGAUGCACAAAUAUCUUUAAGACUUCAGAUUCCUCCAUCUUCUGUAUUCGCCUUUUCAUUUCUUCAGAGUUCUUAUGUUGGAAGUGCCUGAUCAUAUUUUCACUCCAGCAAGAAGUGUUUCAGCAUGCGAGGUUUAUGAGAGAAUUACUGGCAUUGGCACGAAAUGAAUUAUGUCGGUUUUAUUUCCUAUCAUGUCUGCACAUUCCCUCUGUUAUUUCAUGCCAUUGCACCGUGAGUUCAUGUCUUUGUCUUAUUUAACUUGUGUCCUCUAUUGGAACUGCCAGAUAUUCUGAGGGCUUGCCUUGCGUUCACCAUUCCGAAAACAGUUAAGGUUGUCAGCUAAUGCACUGCGGUGGCAACUCGAGUCUUAUUAUGCUUGCAUGGGUAACAUAGAUAACCGGGCGUCUUUACGGCACCCAAAGCAUGCUUAUUUUUGUAGAUUUGGUAGAAGAAAUACUGUUCUGGAAAGCAGUUGGUUUCAUGGGUUGCAAAAGUUUGAGGGCUUCUAAUGGACAAGUAACUUGCAGUCAAACCGCUGGCUCAUAUUUAACUUAAGUCUUUAUUUCCGAUAGGAUUCGGCUUCCUGUUUAGUUUUAAAUCGCAUUAAGUUUCACUUCACUUACCGUUAAUUUACAGAGACAGGUCAAAAAAAACGUGUACCUCAUAUAAAAACACACCACCGAACUGUGUCCAUCUCCACGUCCAAGUGUCCGUGGCACUAGUGCAGAUGAAACCUCGGGUGUGAAUCCUAACUCAGGUGCCAAACAGGAGAAAAAGAAGUAGAGCAGGUCGCUUGAAAAUUAGCUGCUGCUUAUAGGGAAACGAGCCAGACCGUCCUGAUCAAAUUACUGUGAUUCUCAAUACGUCAUGCUGUUCGGUUUUAUUUUGAUCAACUAUGUGAGCUGAGUUGGCACUUGAACGAAUACAAACGUGUCUGAUAGCUGUGUAAAUACGCAUGGAUGUUUCGGCGGUGCAAAACUCCUGCACCUUCUCGAUCAUAUAGUCACACUGCCGUAUAUAUACUCCAUCUGAGAGUACACAACAUCAUCACAACAGUUACUGUAGCUUUAGAUGAACGGCUGUAACCUCAUACGGAUUUGUUUUGAGAAUUCCACUUUGAUCUGGAAUGCUUUAGCUCAGCCCACAGAAGAUACCUCAUGGUUUUUGUUUUUCUGUGACAUCACCGACUACUAAUAGAGACUGCCUUUACUUCUAGGUUUUUAGAAAGGUAGACACAAAGGAUAACCGAGGCCCUGGAAAUUAUCCCACUAGUUUUAACACUCAUGGACACAGAGCAAUAAGCAACGACCAGUAGAUCUAAUGGGGACUGUGAUGUAUCGGACACACGUAGCUGACUCUUAUGCAAAUGCCAGUAUUGUGAGAUUAGAAUGCGGUAGUUUAAGGACAGCGCUUAUACGACACCCUUCACGGAGCUGCACGUUUUCAUCCCUUUGGAAAUCCAGAAAAUAACGGCCCUGCCUUUAUUACAAGCUACACUUGGGGCUCUCUACACUUUGCAUGUUAAACUAGUGUUAGAUCUUUCCUCUCCUCUAGCUGUCUUUCUCUCUGUCUUUCUCGAUUAUGUAGCCCUCUCCCUUCCCGAUACCCCAUUGAGUUCGACUUGUUUCCGUUCCUUUUUCGUUUCGAUGUCUUCGUUUUCUUCCUUGCCCUGGUUUGAACGGUUUAUUUUUGUAAUUGUGCAUGUUAAAGAGUCACUGAAUUGAUGGAUGUUAAUAAAGUGAAUUCAGCUGCUGAAGCCAUGCAAAAUGUUUUGAAUUGCCCUUAAAAUAUGAAAGAUGUUUUCUGAAUGCUUUAUAUUCUCUCUGCUGUAAAAUAAUAAAAGGGGAAAACAAAAAAAAAAAA